Molecule: messenger RNA, 835 nt
Organism: Symphalangus syndactylus (siamang)
Lineage: Eukaryota; Metazoa; Chordata; Mammalia; Primates; Hylobatidae
Product: keratin-associated protein 26-1
Cellular component (GO): keratin filament
Molecular function (GO): structural molecule activity
Source: RefSeq, a predicted model, not a curated record
UCCAGUUUUAUGAAAGGGGGAAGCAUCACUUCCUUGGCUAUAACAAAGAAUACUGUUGCAUCCUCAUACAACAAGAGGAAGAGUCUGCAUGCAGAAGCACCACCUUCUAGGGAUAUAUAAAGAGUCAAGUCAAAGAAGGGCAGAAGAAACCUGAGACACUCGUUUCUUUCCCUCAACUGCAGCCUGCUCUCACAGCCUCACUAUGUCUUGCCCCAACUACUGCUCGGGAAACUCCAGCUCAGGAUCUCUCAGAACCUCCUGCCAUAUUCCUCUCACCUCCAUCGCCCUCUGCCCUACCAGCGUGAGCUGUGGAGAUGUCCUCUACUUACCCACUAGCUCUCAAGACCAUACCUGGGUCACAGACAACUGCCAAGAGACCUGCGGUGAACCGACCAGCUGCCAGCCGGCCCACUGUGAGACCAGCAACCUUGAAACCUCUUGCGGUUCUUCCACUGCUUACUACGUGCCCGGGCCCUGCCAAGGAAGUAGUUUUCUUCCUGCUUCUUUCUUCUCCAGCUCCUGCCUUCCAGUAUCCUGUAGACCGCAGAGCUAUGCGUCCAUUGGCUGUCGUCCACUGAGGCCGCUGCUCAGUAGUUACCAGCCCAUAGGAGGCUGUGUGCCCAAUGGCUAUCGCCGCCAAUCCUGCUUGUCUAACAGUUGCCAGCCCCAAAACCUCCUCACUUCUGGAUGCCGACCCUCGAGUUGCUUGGCCUAUCGUCCUCAAAGUCUUCACGUUGUGUCCGGGAGCCUCAGACCUCUGGGGCCUCUGUUCAGUGGUUGCCAACCUCUGACCCAUGUGUUCAACACGUGUCGUCCAUCUUGCUCUGGACUGUGA